This is a messenger RNA of Suillus discolor, 3364 nucleotides long. RefSeq names its product ARM repeat-containing protein. Lineage: Eukaryota; Fungi; Basidiomycota; Agaricomycetes; Boletales; Suillaceae. The coding region runs from base 84 to 3176 and encodes 1030 amino acids. Gene Ontology annotation, cellular component: cytosolic [4Fe-4S] assembly targeting complex. The transcript has 21 exons. The record is from RefSeq and is a predicted model, not a curated record. Gene Ontology annotation, biological process: iron-sulfur cluster assembly.
GCUUCCACUUAUCUAGUAAUGAUUCUAAUCUCCUUCAACUGCCACUGCCUUCCGGUAUCGGCUGGUACCACAGUUCGGCGAAAAUGACUACAGCGGAGCGUUUGGUUCGCUCCUGGAUGGCAUCAGAGAAGGACUCCGAGGUCGAUGAGAGCGUUGCUGGAAUAUCAAGUGGUCAAUUAACUUUGUUGGAUAUUAUAAAGGCUCUUGGUGAAUUCUUAACAUCUGAGGAGGACCGCUUGCGGACGAAAGGCGUCGAGUUUCUCUCAUCUGUUCUUGGACGAUGUCCACACGAAAAGUUUAAUCGCCAGGCUAUUCGUGUGCUCACCACGUUUUAUUGCAGCAAGCUUGAAGAUCUUGAGACCAUCAUCCCUGCACUCAACGGUCUCUCUUACCUUGUCAAGUUUCCUAACAUACAGUCGGCCGAAGUGAAGGAUAUUCUCAAUGCUAUAUUCGCCAAUGUCAAAAUGAGAGCUCUUGUGCAGUCCACUCGCUUCUUCGUCUUUUCGAUCGUCGAUUCUCUGAUUGCUAGCCAUCGAGACACCCUCAAGGAAAUGGGAAGUGCUUUCCUUGCGGGAUAUGUGAACCUUGCAGUCGGAGAGAAAGACCCUCGAAAUCUCAUGUUGGCAUUUGCCAUUGCUCGAGUUGUGCUGGCAGAAUUCGACACUCUUGCUCAUACUGAGGAUUUCUUUGACAUAACAUUCUGCUACUUUCCCAUCACAUUCCGACCACCACCCGAUGAUCCUUAUGGCAUCAGUGCAGAUGAUCUGAAGCAGUCUCUUCGACUCUGUCUGUGCGCAACUCCAGCCUUCGGGCUCCUUGGAAUUCCAGUCUUUCUGGAAAAGCUUACUGCUGGAUCACCCUCAACCAAGCGAGAUACUCUACAUGCAAUGGAUAUCUGUCUUCCGGUCUACGGACCUGCUGUGACGCGCGAGUUGGGGAAGAAAAUUUGGAGCUCUCUGAAAAUCGAAAUUUUUCAACCAACUGAUCCCGAUACCGAACAUUCAGCCCUCAAUACACUGCAGGUCCUUCUUAGGACCAUGCAUGCUGAUAAAUCCCAAGACGCAGUAGGCGAGGACUCCAUCACAGGCCUCGCACGAGACAUGUGUAGCGAAUGCAUGCAGACGUUGAAGGAGCCUGAGAAAUCCCAAGCAAGAGCUGCAAUGAAGGUCAUAUGUGCCUUUGCCCGAGCUAAUGGACCACUUUCCGGUUUUGCAGUCUCGCAAGCUGCUGAGCUUCUCAUCAGAAAUUUCCAUGACCCAGACGAGGUAUCAAACCGGGCGUCAGUGGUUAUAUUACUCACAGAGUUGAUUGAAGCCUGCCGGGGUGAUGUUACGCAUGCCUCCGUUUCUCAGUCUUCUCAGUCAACAUUAUCUCCACUCGCUGCCUCAAAGGAUGCCCUCCUUGGGCUCCUCAUUGUCAGCUUAAAAGGACCUGCGACAUGCCUGCCAGCACUGCAUGGUCUAAAUGCACUUGUGCGCACUCCUAAAUUAGUAGCUGAUGAUGAGCUUGGGUACAUAGUGCUCGAGGUCAGCGAACUACUACGCAAGGAGCCUGAUGAAGUAGAAGACGUGACUAUGGACACCCUCGCACUUCUCUCUACCAUCGCUGGUAUUGCGCCGCACCAUCUGUCAUCGCAGACGCUCCCGAUCCUUUUUUCCUUCCUCCCAGAUGUUGCUCCAUCAAGGGAUGCCAUCACGCAGCGCGCAUCUUACUGGCGCGCCCUUUCGUCCCUCAGUGCCCUUUGUGUACAACCACAACUUUUUGAGAUAUUAGUUGUCAGGCUCAUCGCCAAACUUGAUCUCCUCUGUGAAAUCUUGCCAUCUAGGACAAUUGACCAGGAAAGUACAGCUGCGUAUGCCCAUGCUAUCCUCACGGCACUCGCAAAUACACUCGACGUCAAAGUCUCUUCGAAAGACGUAGAUCUACUGCCGCACAUGUUCAGAUUGUACUUGGAUGCUGCGCUAGCGAGCUCGGAGGUGGUGGCUAUCGCUGCAGAUCCAAGGCUGCUGCAAGUUGGGGCGAGGAUUAUCAGGCUUGUGAGUCAGACCUUGACUGUUGCGGGGCAAGAAAAGCUUGUUGCCGCUGUGUUUGCCGCCUACACGCAAGGUGACGUGAAGCUGAUUACUGGUGGUCUCUUAAACUCAGCCACACCAUUCGCACCUCUCCAUGUGAGUGCAACACUCACAUUCCCCUUAUGUACGAGGUAUGCCGCUUUUGAACCUGAAUUUCGGUGCUUUUGUCAAUGCCGCUUCAAGGUUCGGAUGCCUGUCGACAAUCUAUCCACUUUCCUCUCCGAACUGGUCGCGUGGAGUGAUAGCCCAUCCAGUACAAUAUUACAACGAGAAGCUGCAUCUCACGUUCUUGCAUCCAAUGUUAAUAAGCAUGUUGAUGAUGUAUCUGACUUUCUGACAUCCCAGCUGGAGGGUUACUCGUCAUCAGCCCUCAAAAACACAAGUAUCCCGGCAGAAGCACGCAAGAACGCAAUCAGUACCUGGAUAUCUAUCACAAGGGCGCUCCUUGUUCGCUCUCAUCCCUCUGCAAAUGCAUUCAUUAAUCACUUGUUCGAGCUUUUGGAUGACAACACAGUCGACUGGGAUGCGGCGCGAGCGAUCGGUUUGCUUGCAGGCGAGGAUGUCAUAUUGACGAAACGCAAUGAUGCUGUUCUUAAGAUUCUACACGUGCAGAAGUACUUCAAUGUAGUGAUGCCGCGGUUGUUAGAAGGAGCCAAGGGAUCACGAAGAGAGACAUCAUAUUUGGUUGCUUUGGCGUACCUCAUCAAUGCUGUACCGAAGGCAAUCUACGCUAGUCAGAUGCCCUCACUGAUGCCUAUUUUACUACGCGGACUCGACCUCGUUGACCCAUCCAUUCGUUCACACAUUAUUAACACGUUGUCUAACAAUAUCGAUGUUACAUCCGCUGAUAAGGACGCUGUCUCGAUGUAUGCGUCGACUCUCGUGCUUGCCAUGCUUAAAAAUUGCAUGUGUUCGGAAAUGCCUGAUCCUGGAGUACGCGUAGCGGCGCUCAAAUACCUGGCAUUGCUGCCAGGCACCGUGCGAUAUGAUUUACUGCAUCCUUACAAGACGCGUGUAUUGAAGGAAUUAGCAAAGGUUUUGGACGACCCUAAGCGUGCGGUGAGGAAAGAGGCAGUUGUUGCAAGGUACAAAUACAGUGGGUAGGGAUGAUAAUGCCUUGCAUGGGCACAUCAUGUGGUCGUCUAAAUACUCCUCAGUUAGAGCGAGGUUACCACCUUGAGGCAGCCUGACUGGUUAUGCAUUAUGUUGCAUGUGAUGUGAAACCUAAAUGGAUACUACUAGCAUGAGUGUGCACGUGUGUCGCUGAACUAUCCCAAAAGUAUCGCUCCUUA